AUGUCAUCUGCAAUUCCUUGGGGUGUCAGCAGUGAUUAUAUAAAGUUUACCUUUCAGUCCAGCAAAAAGCUGAAGCUUGUUCUGGAGCUUGUUGAUUGUGCUAUCGGGGAAGCAAGCAGAGAUGCUAAUUGUCAACUUGAUAACAAUAACUUCCAUGGGAAUGAAAUUCCAGCUUCUUACAGCAACAUGUCAAAACUGUUGAAAUUCCUAGAAUAUCUCUUCCUCGACGGGAACUACUUUCUAGGAUCAAUUCCUCCAUCAUUUACUGCUCUAAAAGGCCUUCAAUCCCUGGAUCUUUCACGCAACAACUUGUCUGGGAAGAUUCCACAAUACCUGGAGAACCUUUAUGCUUUGCAGUAUCUAAAUCUAUCUUACAAUCAUUUCGACGAUGAAUUACCAAAAAAAAGGGAUCUUUGGAAAUGCCAGCGGAGUUUCUAUAGUUGGAAAUAG
Molecule: messenger RNA, 450 nt
Organism: Magnolia sinica
Lineage: Eukaryota; Viridiplantae; Streptophyta; Magnoliopsida; Magnoliales; Magnoliaceae
Product: receptor like protein 27-like
Exons: 3
Coding region: 1-450 (149 amino acids)
Molecular function (GO): protein binding
Source: RefSeq, a predicted model, not a curated record